UUUAAUGAUACCAGCUCCUUGAUUUUCAGGUCAUUUCGGAGCAGAUUCCAGGCUGAGGGUGCAGAAUAUGCAAAAAGCCCUUUUCCCAAUUUUUGUUAGAGUUUUUGGGAGAGAGAGCACAAAGAAGUCCUGUGAAUGCAGUGAAUACUGUCCACAAUGUUUUUGCGUAAUAAAAACACUGAAGUAUUAUGGGAGCAGACCCAGAAUCACCUUAUAUGUAAGGAUGUACCAAUGGGAGAGCCUACGGGUUGCCAGUGCAAGCCAUCCCACCCGACAGUACAACUCACAGUGGUGAGUCAGAGCUUUACAAUUUGUGAUGAACCUUAAGGAUGUAUGGUAAGCUACAUCAAGCAUAUGAAGGCACUGAGCAGAGGCGUGCAUGUACAAAACAUCUCCAUAAUCUAAAACCGGUAUAAAUGUUGUAGAAACAAGACGCUUUUUUUUACAUUAAAAGAAAAACGUUGCAGGUUAAACCAGUGCAUCCCUGGAGGAAACCGCAGACUAUGACAGGCUCAACCAUAUAAUCUGGACUAAGGCUACAUUGAAAUAGUUUGUGGGCUGCAUGAAAUAGAUUCUGAUGAGGUUACAAAGUUGUUUUUUUUGUCUGUAUCUUUCUUCCCCUCUCUCUCUGUGGCACUGACUGACUCUCACUCUUUUCUAAUCUCAGUCACUCACUCACAUUUCUUUCUGAUAAAUCAAGAGAUGCAGUUUGUAAAUUACUACCCUUCAGAAAUCUGUGAAUGCAAUGCUAAAAUCGCCUAUGUGUUUCUUUCCUCCUCUCCUUCUUACAUUUUAAAUGAAAGAAGCAGAUGUUCAAAAUAUCUGGAACACCUUGCAGCAACAUUAAACAUAUUCUGUUCAUCAGUGUAUAGCUGAUUGGGAUUCACAGGAAACCUGCUGUAAGAAGAGAUCAACAUGUCUUCUGAGGAGGAGACUUCUCAGACUUCCUCUUCUUCCCCCUCUCCCCCUCCCUCCUCCUCCUCCUCCUCACCUCACCCUGCCUCCCACUUCAUCGGGAAGAAGGAGGAUGUUGUCAAGGCCGGGCGCGUGACUAAGACGGUGAAUGGAUGCAGAGAUAUACUGGUCCUGUACCACCAGGGGCAGCUUCAUGCAAUGGACAAGCACUGCUAUCAUUCAGGCGGUGCAUUACAGUAUGGAGACAUUGAGGAGUUUAAUGGGCGGUUGUGUAUCGUGUGUCCGUGGCACAAGUACAAGAUCACACUAGCAGAAGGGGAAGGGCUUUACCAGGCUGUGGAUGAUCCUACGGUCAAACCCCUGAGAACACACUGGCGCUCCAAGGGAGUCAAACAGAGGAUUCACAAGGUCACUGAGGUCAACGGGAAUGUAUACGUAACGUUGAACGACUCCAGCGAGGCCAUCGAGUCAGAUGUCUACCAGACUGAGAAAUAUAGGAAUGGCUUACUCAAGGCCCAGCCAAAAACCAAGCCCAAGAAAUAAACAGACACUUAAGGAUUACUUAGAGGUGUUUGAUUAUUCAACCAAAAAUACGUAAAUGCUUCAAAGACAAUGUGAGAUGUUUUGUUAUUGUUAUCAAAAGACUGUUAAUAAGUAUAUGAGCCAGUAAGCCUGUCAGAUUUAUGAGCCAAUCUAUGACAAAGAGGUACAUAUCUAUUUCAUUCUAGAGAGAUGAAUAUAGGACAUUUAAACAGCAGUUGCAGAAUGUUUAUCAUUUCUGUGUGUGUGCGUUUACAUACGCUGUUCAGUACUGUGCUGUUGCUCUGAUGGAUUGUUUUAGCAAGAUCAGAAAACAGGGCAUUACUGAAGACACUGAUCAAAUAAUUAAAUGUCUGACAUUUACUGUAUGAAAUAACUCUAGUUUAUUCUAACACCUUGUUUUCCAGUUGUUUGGCACUGUACUGAGACUGCUCCAAAAUACUGUGGUUUAUAAUUAUUAAAUGAUGUACAAUAAACUAUUUAUUUUUGGUAGAAAAAA
Molecule: messenger RNA, 1954 nt
Organism: Sebastes umbrosus (honeycomb rockfish)
Lineage: Eukaryota; Metazoa; Chordata; Actinopteri; Perciformes; Sebastidae
Product: Rieske domain-containing protein-like
Exons: 4
Coding region: 916-1458 (180 amino acids)
Molecular function (GO): 2 iron, 2 sulfur cluster binding
Source: RefSeq, a predicted model, not a curated record